Morone saxatilis (striped sea-bass) is the source of this 484-nucleotide messenger RNA. RefSeq names its product succinate dehydrogenase complex assembly factor 4 (gene sdhaf4). Gene Ontology annotation, biological process: mitochondrial respiratory chain complex II assembly. NCBI's taxonomy places the organism in Eukaryota, Metazoa, Chordata, Actinopteri, Moronidae. Gene Ontology annotation, cellular component: mitochondrion. The record is from RefSeq and is a predicted model, not a curated record.
AGUUUCCUGAUGAUGUGAACCCUGUAACCAAGGAGAAGGGGGGUCCCCGAGGUCCAGAGCCCACCCGCUAUGGAGACUGGGAGAGAAAGGGCCGCUGCGUCGACUUCUAGUUCACUACCCACAGAGUGGCACUUUUUAAAACACUGAUUGUUUUUGCUGUACGCUCAAAAGUCUGAGCUUCUAAUCUGAAGGUGAGAAUAAGAGGAAGAUAGACUGAGAGAGUAUUCAUCCUUACAGGGAUCAAAGAACAUACAUGCAUACAUUUUGGACAAAAGAAGCUAGUUUUACACAUGUGCUGGCUGUUGAUGAUGUUUGUUCAAGGGGUCAAAAAAAAAAACAAAUGUAGUCAAAAAGCUCCAAGGCUUCUUUUGCACAUUGAUGGUGUGUUGUUGUAGGUGAGAGUGCUGGUCCCUAAAGCUCACUGUGUCCUGUCCAUGAGUGUGAAUGGUAUGAUCAAUAAAAGGAAAGAUGAUUCUAUGUACAA